Cinclus cinclus is the source of this 5650-nucleotide messenger RNA. It is a transcript of the gene CUL5, whose product is annotated as cullin 5. Gene Ontology annotation, cellular component: SCF ubiquitin ligase complex; Cul5-RING ubiquitin ligase complex. The coding region runs from base 543 to 2951 and encodes 802 amino acids. Gene Ontology annotation, molecular function: ubiquitin protein ligase binding. The transcript is spliced from 19 exons. Gene Ontology annotation, biological process: SCF-dependent proteasomal ubiquitin-dependent protein catabolic process; protein ubiquitination. NCBI's taxonomy places the organism in Eukaryota, Metazoa, Chordata, Aves, Passeriformes, Cinclidae. The record is from RefSeq and is a predicted model, not a curated record.
GCGGCGGGGCCGGGCGGCCCUGCGGGCGGGCGGGCGGCCGGACCGGGCAGGGCGGCGGGGACGGGGGCAGGGCCAGGGUCGGGCCGCGGGUGCCGCUGCCCGGAGUUGCCGCUGCCAGGGGCCCCCCCGCAGGUGAGCGGCCUUGGGCUGCCGGCCUCGGCCCGGCCCGGCCCGGCCCCGCCGGCGGCUGCUGCCUGCUGCCAGCACCGCGCUCCCUGCCCCCGGCUCUCCCUUCCCAAACACGCCUCGUUGGGAAACGGCGUUGCGUCGUGCGGAUAGACAGGCACGGUGUCUUCUCUUUGUUUAUUUAAGAAAAUGAGAGUGUGCGGAAAAUGACUUUUAACUUAAACAAAGAGUUGGAAAAUGUCUUCGCUGAGGGCAGGUGCCGUUACUGAGGUGGCUACCGUGUUCCUUUUUUUUUUUUUUUUUUUUUUUUGUUAACUGCAGUUUUCCUGCAAAGGAAAACUCCCGGAGGCCUUUCGCUUACCUUAAACAGAUUUGCUUCUGUAGUCAUAUGUUUUCAAGCACUUUCCCGGCGUUUGAUGUUCCCCAAGCUUCUGCAGGUUGGAACAGAAGAUUUCAGUGGGACAGUCCAGUAUUUGAGCUCAGGACUGCCUGUCCUGAUCUCUGUGAAUAAAGGUUCACUUCAGUUUGAAGACAAAUGGGAUUCCAUGCGCCCAAUUGUUCUGAAACUUCUUCGUCAGGAGUCUGUCACGAAACAGCAGUGGUUUGAUCUGUUUUCAGAUGUACAUGCAGUUUGCUUGUGGGAUGAUAAAGGUCCAGCAAAAAUCCAUCAAGCUCUGAAGGAAGACAUCCUUGAUUUUAUUAAACAGGCACAAGCAAGAGUGCUGAGUCACCAGGAUGAUACAGCUCUACUCAAAGCCUACAUCGUGGAGUGGCGCAAGUUCUUCACCCAGUGUGACAUAUUGCCCAAGCCCUUCUGUCAGUUAGAGAUAACUCUGAUGGGCAAGCAGGGCAGCAACAAGAAGUCCAACGUGGAGGACAGCAUUGUUCGAAAGCUCAUGCUAGAUACGUGGAAUGAAUCCAUAUUUUCAAAUAUAAAAAACAGACUUCAGGACAGUGCAAUGAAGCUAGUUCAUGCUGAAAGACUAGGAGAAGCUUUUGACUCCCAGCUUGUUAUUGGAGUUCGAGAAUCAUACGUUAACCUUUGUUCUAAUCCUGAAGAUAAACUUCAGAUAUAUCGGGAUAACUUUGAAAAAGCAUAUUUGGAUUCAACAGAGAGAUUUUAUAGAACACAGGCUCCUUCUUAUUUACAACAAAAUGGUGUACAGAAUUAUAUGAAAUAUGCAGAUGCUAAACUAAAAGAAGAAGAGAAAAGAGCACUACGAUAUUUAGAAACAAGACGAGAAUGUAACUCUGUAGAAGCACUCAUGGAGUGCUGCGUCAAUGCCCUGGUGACAUCUUUUAAAGAGACUAUUUUAGCUGAAUGCCAAGGCAUGAUCAAACGAAAUGAAACAGAAAAGCUGCAUUUAAUGUUUUCACUGAUGGAUAAAGUUCCGAAUGGUAUAGAGCCUAUGCUAAAGGAUUUGGAAGAACAUAUUGUUAGUGCUGGACUUGCAGACAUGGUAGCAGCUGCUGAAACUAUUACUACUGAUUCUGAGAAGUAUGUAGAGCAAUUGCUCACGCUAUUUAAUCGGUUUAGCAAGUUGGUUAAAGAAGCUUUUCAAGAUGAUCCAAGAUUUCUCACUGCCAGAGAUAAGGCAUACAAAGCAGUUGUGAAUGAUGCUACAAUAUUUAAACUUGAAUUGCCAUUGAAGCAAAAGGGAGUUGGAUUGAAAACACAGCCAGAAUCCAAAUGCCCUGAGCUUCUUGCUAAUUACUGUGACAUGUUGCUAAGAAAAACACCACUAAGCAAGAAACUAACCUCUGAAGAAAUUGAAGCAAAGCUUAAAGAAGUGCUUUUGGUACUUAAAUAUGUACAGAAUAAAGAUGUUUUCAUGCGAUACCACAAAGCUCACUUAACAAGACGUCUGAUAUUGGAUAUAUCAGCUGAUAGUGAAAUUGAGGAGAAUAUGGUAGAAUGGCUCAGAGAAGUGGGAAUGCCAGCAGACUAUGUAAACAAGCUGGCUAGAAUGUUCCAGGAUAUCAAAGUCUCUGAAGACUUGAACCAGGCCUUCAAAGAAAUGCACAAAAAUAAUAAACUUGCUUUACCAGCUGACUCUGUGAAUAUUAAAAUUUUAAAUGCUGGCGCCUGGUCCCGAAGUUCUGAAAAAGUGUUUGUCUCGCUGCCCACGGAAUUAGAAGAUCUCAUCCCAGAGGUUGAAGAAUUUUAUAAAAAGAAUCACAGUGGUAGAAAACUCCACUGGCACCACCUCAUGUCCAAUGGAAUUAUAACUUUUAAGAAUGAGGUUGGCCAGUAUGACUUGGAGGUAACAACAUUUCAGCUGGCUGUGCUGUUUGCAUGGAACCAAAGACCCAGAGAGAAGAUCAGCUUUGAAAAUCUUAAAUUGGCAACUGAACUCCCUGAUGCAGAACUUAGGAGGACUUUAUGGUCUCUUGUAGCAUUUCCAAAGCUGAAACGUCAGGUCUUAUUAUAUGAACCUCAAGUCAAUUCACCCAAAGACUUUACAGAAGGAACCCUCUUCUCGGUGAACCAGGAGUUCAGUUUAAUAAAAAAUGCUAAAGUUCAGAAAAGGGGCAAGAUAAAUUUGAUUGGUCGAUUGCAGCUUACUACAGAGAGAAUGCGGGAAGAGGAGAAUGAAGGAAUAGUCCAGCUAAGAAUAUUGCGAACCCAGGAGGCUAUCAUCCAAAUAAUGAAGAUGCGGAAGAAAAUCACUAACGCCCAGCUUCAGACUGAACUGGUAGAAAUAUUGAAAAACAUGUUCUUGCCACAAAAGAAAAUGAUAAAAGAGCAAAUUGAAUGGCUUAUAGAGCACAAAUAUAUCAGAAGAGAUGAGUCAGAUAUCAACACCUUUAUAUACAUGGCAUAAUUGGAGGACUCUGCGGGAUGCUGAGAACAUAAAUGGAAGGGUGCUUGGACAGACAGCUGCAACAGUUCAUGCUGCAGAAGGACUUGUUUUGACUUUCGUUACAUAUUAAAAUCCCUGCCUUACAGAGGACUAUAUUUUGCCAAUCUCAUUCAGCUAGCAUGAUGGCAUUCCCUUCAUGUUGCACACUUUUAACAGCAUGCUGUUUUGUGGGAAACUUGCAUUCAUGAAGAGCCCAUUGUGAACUUUUUAAAGUAGAUUUGAUUUACACCCACCAGGAAGAAUAAAGGUUUGGGUUUUUAGAUGACCAGUACUUGCACAAGGAAAAAAUAUUCAAAUAUUCAUGCACUGAGGAACUGCUAUUAGUUUUGUUUUGGGUUUGUUUUUUGUUUUGUUUGGUUUUGGUUUUUGGGUUGGUUUUUCUUUUCCUGUAAUGCAAUUAGGACUAGAAGUAGCACUUUCACUUCUGUGUUUUGGAUCAAGAGAGUAAUGUACUGUCCAUCUCUGAUCCUUUUCAUGUAAUAACAUUUGAGAGACACAAACACAUGUGUCACAACUGAUACGUAUUUUUUACAGUUAAAACCUGUUGGCUAGAGCAGUGCUUCAAUCUAGUAACUGGAUUUUAAUAAUUGACAUAUUAAGUGACAUUAAAGUAAUUCCAAGUCAUGGGUGAUAUUUUUCCCUAAGCAAGAGAUCAUUGUUUUUAAAUUGUUUCCUGUAAACAAGUAGAUAUGUUGUUACUUUAUUUGGAGGGGUGAUUUGCUACAAUCCUUUUUGACAAGGUAAAAGUUUCUUGAAUGAUACUUCACUCUAAAAGCAGUUUUCAUGGGUGGGUCUGCUAUAGGAACAGAAAUAUUAAGUGUAUUUCCUUGUACAUUUAAUAUUUAUAUCCAAAAUAUUUCAGUAUGACUACAUAUAUCAGGAUGUGUUAAAGAGUAAUUUAUGCACAGCUCCCACAGAAAGAGAAUAGCACUUGAAGAUCCCUGUACUGUUUCCUCAGUGGUAACUUUUAUAUACAAGCAAGGUUAAUCCAAUUGGACUAGUCAACAUCUUUAUAUGAAAAACAAACCCUCUGUUUUUAUUUUGUUACUGGUAGGGUAGAAAAUACACUAUUAAUGAAAAUGAUAAAACGCUAAGGAAAAAUACCUUGUUCAGUGUAUGUAGAAAGAGUGCCAAACACACAUCAGGAAUCUCAAUUUCUUAAUGUUACCUCUUCCAUUCUCAAUUAUCUGAAGUAGUCACUUGGCACUGCCCUACUCUCUGCUGUUCUGAAAUGUCCCAGCAUGUACUGGAGCGAUACCAUGAGUCAUAGGAGCAGAGUGCCUGUCAUAGGACAAAGGUAAGUUGUGCUUUAUUCAGUUCUGUAUGAAUAUUUCUUCUAUAAAUUACAAGUGUGUGAAGUUACUUUUUAAUUAACCAGUUGAACUACAGCAUGUAAAGGCAUCAUCUUUGAUGAUGAAAUGGGGAAGAGGAUACAAUUAACUUUAGUCAAAAAAGAAAGCCUUCCAGUAAGUAAGAGGAGGAGUUUGACAUGAUUACAGUAAAGUAUGCAGUAGGAGUGGUUUAAAAGCAAACUCUCCAAGAAUGGCUGUUUGCACCCUUAAGCAGACUGUGUGCUCUGUUACUAAUGUAAAUGCCAGUGUGACUGCCUGAGAACAGUGUGUACUUGGACAUCUGUUUGAGUAAGAAAUUUUUGGUAGUGAGGGUUUCAUGACCAAGAGAGGGAGGAAUCAAGGCCUGGCCAAUUACAAUUGAAAUACUCCAGCUUGUGUUACGUGCUUCUGUUGGUACUCAAAAGUAGAUGCUGUUUAAAAAUAUUGCAUCUUUUAUGUUGGCCCUGUGGUGUUGCAAUUCAGAAUCAAAAGCAAGUGGUGCUCUGUGUAGUUAACCAAUGAAGCUAUUUGAACAUUAGAAAACAAAAUUCUAAUAAAAAACUUGUGCUGCAAGACUUUCAGUCUUUGUAACUUAAAAGUAAUAAAUGGUUACUUGGGAUAACUGGGGAGAACAUGACAGUCUGAGCACACUCUUCAACAUUAAAAAUUCCAGCCCUUAACCAGAGAAGAACAAGUGUGAAAUGGUCACACAGAAAGAACUGCCAAGGGGAUAAUGCUAAUUUUGAAGCCAUUGGUUUAGAUUUGAGAGAGAAGUUUAAGAGACAGUGUCUCAGAUAUACUUGUUUAGGAAGCUGGAAUGUAUGCUGAAAGGAAAAGGUUGCUAAAAGCUAAGGAGCUACACAUUGCCUCCUCUAAUAAAUACAAUACAACCUAAUUGUUACUUACACAUUUCUCAAAACCUGGGAUGGAAAUAGAAUUGGUAACGUGCCUAUGACGUGGUCAUUUUUUCUUUAAAUAUGUACCAGAAAUGGAUGUCGGGUUUUUUAUGAAUUCUGAGACAGACACCAGCAAAUUUGUUAAAGAUGCAGAAUCACAUUUAGGGUCCAUCAGGUCACUUCACCAAUAUGCACUUAAAAACUAGUAUCACCUGGGGCACAGGGAGAUACCUGGGAUAAGCUGUUCUUUUGGGGAGGGUAGAGUUCAGAUCUAAAUGAAAACUAUUCUUCACUUGCAAUAUGGCAACAAUGCACUUUUAAGGCUGCAAUUUUUAGCUAUGAAUAUAUAUGUCCAAAGACCUAGCUUAAGGAGGUGCUGCAUCUGAAAAACAUGUUGCCACACACACUGCCACGGUGAAUAGCUAAGGAAUGA